AUGUCAGCUAACGAUGCUGCUGCUAACGAUGAACCGCGUCAACCUCUCUCAAGAGCGAAUGGCCUCGUCCUUGUCAUGAACACUCCAAAAGGUCGAGGAGUUUUCGCAACCGACGACAUACCCAGUGGUACCGUCAUCGAGGUGUCUCCGGUCCUUGUAUUCAGCGAAGAGGAAGUCGAAAAGCAUACUCGACACACAUGUCUACAGCACUACACCUACUACUGGCCUUCCAAAUAUACCACUGGCAAGACGACCAUGACCCAGGCCCUGGCUCUCGGACUCGGCUCGAUGUUCAACCAUUCCACCCGAGCUCAGAACGUCGGGUGGAAGCGCGACCCCGGGGUCGAGGUGAUUGUCUACACGGCUCUUCGAGACAUCAAGGCCGGAGAAGAGCUAUGCAUCUCCUACGGCCACGCGAGGUUAUGGUUUGAGGACGCCGACGCCAAGGACGAUCCCGAUUCGGACGACGACGGGAACGGCACCGGCGACAAAUCUCUGGCAGAGUUGAGUGGUCUCGGAAAGAUGGAGUUGUAG
Exophiala spinifera is the source of this 534-nucleotide messenger RNA. RefSeq lists its product as uncharacterized. The coding region runs from base 1 to 534 and encodes 177 amino acids. Lineage: Eukaryota; Fungi; Ascomycota; Eurotiomycetes; Chaetothyriales; Herpotrichiellaceae. The transcript is spliced from 3 exons. Gene Ontology annotation, molecular function: protein binding. The record is from RefSeq and is a predicted model, not a curated record.